Lathyrus sativus (Indian pea) is the source of this 600-nucleotide messenger RNA. NCBI's taxonomy places the organism in Eukaryota, Viridiplantae, Streptophyta, Magnoliopsida, Fabales, Fabaceae. The record is from the annotation of a GenBank genome assembly.
AUGGAGAAGCUUGUUAGGUCUUGUGACAAAGAGUAUAUGAGAAUGGCUAUGUUAAAGCAUGAAGAAACUUUCAAACAACAGGUGUAUGAACUUCAUCGAUUGUAUCGAAUACAAAAGAUAAUGAUGCAAAAUAUGGAGGCUAAACGAAGCGUCGAAGUGAAAGAACAAGAAUGGUACUUCAGAAACGCAAUUAACUUAACUCAAAAUGCUAAUCAUCAUAAAGAUACACAAGAAAAAAGGACUCAAAUCAAAUUUGAUCUCGAAAGGCCGGCAGAGGAGCACAUUGCAGAAUCAGACGAUGACGAGGGGAUAGAAAUCAUCGACGAGACGGAGAUCGAGCUGACAUUAGGUCCAUCGCGAUAUACCCGUAGCAAGAAAGGUGAGACACCAAUAACUUCAGAUUCAGGACGUAGCUUAUCUUCAUCUUCAUCUGGAUCAAGUGACAUAAACAAGAUAAGAAGAUACAUGACACAUACAAAAAGAGAAGAAUCAAGUGGAAUCAUUAGAAACAGCUUUGGUAUUGAAGAACAAUUAAGACAACAAGAGAGAUUAAAACAGUCACCUUGGUUUUUUCAAGUGAUGAACCUAAACAUGACAUAA